AUGAGAUGGAUCAUUAAAAACAAAGACGGGACUACACUGCUCCAAGGCUCUUCUCACCGACGCUAUGUCGCCUCAGCUAUGGUAGCUGAAGCACUGGCAUUGAAAGAAGCCAUCUCCGUUGCUACUAAUGCAGGUUUUACAGACUUACUAUGUCUUUCAGAUUGUAAAAGUCUCACGGAUCUCAUCACGGGAAACUCUUAUGUGACUGCUAUUCAAGGCAUCCUCCACGACAUUGGCGUGAUGAGUCGAUCCUUGAACUCUAUCUUCUUUUCCUUUAUCCCUCGUAUUAAGAACGAAGCUGCUGAUAGAUUAGCUAAAGCAGCCCUUGUUGUUGCUUCGCCUAUUUCAGUUAUGUUGUAA
Brassica oleracea var. oleracea is the source of this 360-nucleotide messenger RNA. RefSeq lists its product as uncharacterized. The transcript has a single exon. Bases 1 to 360 code for a protein of 119 amino acids. The record is from RefSeq and is a predicted model, not a curated record. NCBI's taxonomy places the organism in Eukaryota, Viridiplantae, Streptophyta, Magnoliopsida, Brassicales, Brassicaceae. Gene Ontology annotation, molecular function: RNA-DNA hybrid ribonuclease activity; nucleic acid binding.